This is a messenger RNA of Aspergillus calidoustus, 720 nucleotides long. The record is from the annotation of a GenBank genome assembly. Lineage: Eukaryota; Fungi; Ascomycota; Eurotiomycetes; Eurotiales; Aspergillaceae.
AUGGCGUGGUACUGUUCUGGGGCAACCAACAAUGAGCUGAUCGAGAACCUAUCUAACGAGGGAUUGAUCAAAAAUGAGAGGGUGAGAAGGGCUAUGAUGGCAGUUGAUCGCGGCCACUACGCCCCAUCCAGACCAUACUCAGACUCACCCCAGCCUAUUGGUCAUGGAGCGACAAUUUCCGCCCCUCACAUGCACGGCCAUGCUUGCGAGUACCUUAUUAAUCACCUCAAGCCCGGCGCGCGUGUCCUGGACAUUGGAUCCGGCUCUGGAUAUUUGACCCAUGUCAUGGCUAGACUCGUCGUGGACCCAUCUAGCAAUGGCCCAAAGGGACAAGUCAUUGGGGUCGACCAUAUCCAAGAACUGGUGGACCUCGCAACUAAUAACAUGAGAAAGUCCGAAGACGGCAGGAGAUUGCUAGAGUCAGAGAGUGUGAAAUUUAUCAAGGCAGAUGGUAGACGGGGAUGGCCGGAGGGUGCACCAUACGAUGUCAUCCAUGUCGGUGCCGCCGCGCAAGAGCUCCACCCUCUUCUUGUCGAACAGCUUCGGGCACCCGGGAGGAUGUUCAUCCCCGUCAAUGCGGAAACUGGCCAAGGAUCACUGACAAGUGUGUUUGGUGGCGGCCAGUACAUUUGGGUGGUGGACAAGAAGGAAGACGGAUCCAUCCACAAGGACAAAGUGUUUCAAGUUAGCUACGUGCCUCUCACGGAUGAGCCCAAAUAG